Protobothrops mucrosquamatus (brown spotted pit viper) is the source of this 2187-nucleotide messenger RNA. RefSeq names its product leucine rich repeat neuronal 1 (gene LRRN1). The record is from RefSeq and is a predicted model, not a curated record. NCBI's taxonomy places the organism in Eukaryota, Metazoa, Chordata, Lepidosauria, Squamata, Viperidae. Gene Ontology annotation, molecular function: protein binding. Bases 1 to 2151 code for a protein of 716 amino acids. The transcript has a single exon.
AUGGCUCAUAUUAGUUUCGCUUUAAAGAUUUGCCAGCUGGCACUGGGACUGCUCAUAAAUUCAUUUCAAGCAACAUCCAUACAAAAUAAUGAAUGUCCACAAUUGUGUGUCUGUGAAAUAAGACCCUGGUUUACUCCUCAGUCAACCUACAGGGAAGCUCCAACAGUUGACUGCAAUGAUCUUCGUUUAACAAAAAUCCCCAGUAACCUUUUCAGUGAUACUCAAGUCCUUCUCUUACAAAGCAACAAUAUUGCCAAGACCACAGAUGAACUCCAGCAACUUUUCAAUUUAACAGAAUUGGAUUUUUCACAAAAUAAUUUCACUAGCAUAAAAGAUGUGGGAUUAUCAAAUCUUUCUCAGUUAACUACUUUACACUUGGAGGAAAAUCAGAUCACAGAGAUGACAGACUAUUGCCUACAAGACCUGUGCAAUCUACAGGAACUUUAUAUCAACCAUAAUCAAAUCAGUACAAUUUCUGCAAAUGCAUUCUCAGGCUUGAAGAAUCUUCUAAGACUUCAUCUUAAUUCCAAUAAAUUAAAAGUUAUUGAUAGUCGUUGGUUUGAUUCUACACCUAACUUGGAAAUUUUGAUGAUUGGAGAAAAUCCUGUGAUUGGAAUACUAGAUAUGAACUUCAAAUCACUGUCAAAUUUAAGAAGUCUAGUUCUGGCUGGAAUGUAUCUGACUGAUAUUCCUGGAAAUGCUUUAGUUGGCUUGGAUAGUCUUGAAAGUCUCUCAUUUUAUGAUAACAGAUUGGCUAAAGUUCCUCAACUUGCACUUGAGAAAGUCCCAAAUUUAAAAUUUUUAGAUCUUAACAAAAACCCAAUCCAUAAAAUUCAAGAAGGAGAUUUCAGAAACAUGCUUCGGUUGAAAGAACUUGGGAUCAACAACAUGGGAGAGCUGGUGUCUGUUGAUAGGUAUGCACUAGACAAUCUUCCUGAACUUACAAAGCUUGAAGCAACCAAUAACCCAAAGUUAUCUUACAUACAUCGUUUAGCAUUUCGGAAUGUUCCUGCUUUGGAAAGCUUGAUGCUUAAUAAUAAUGCCUUGAAUGCGGUCUACCAAAAAACAGUAGAAUCCCUUCCAAAUUUGCGGGAGAUUAGUAUUCACAGUAAUCCACUCAGGUGUGACUGUGUCAUUCACUGGAUCAACUCAAACAAGACCAAUAUUCGUUUCAUGGAACCCCUAUCAAUGUUUUGUGCUACGCCACCAGAAUACAGAGGACAACAAGUAAAGGAGGUAUUAGUACAGGAUUCCAGUGAACAGUGUCUUCCAAUGAUUUCACAUGAUACUUUUCCAAACCAUUUGAAUUUGGACAUUGGCAUGACUGUCUUUUUGGAUUGUCGGGCUAUGGCAGAACCUGAGCCUGAGAUUUAUUGGGUUACUCCACUUGGGAAUAAAAUAACUAUGGAAACUCUUUCAGACAAAUAUAAGAUUAGUAGUGAAGGCACACUGGAAAUAUCAAGUAUUCAGAUGGAGGAUUCAGGAAGAUACACGUGUGUAGCUCAAAAUAUAGAAGGUGCAGAUACAAGAGUGGCUACUAUAAGAGUGAAUGGAACACUUCUUGAUGGUACUCAGGUGCUGAAAAUUUAUGUCAAGCAAGCGGAGUCUCAUUCCAUCCUAGUUUCUUGGAAAGCUAACUCCAAUGUUAUGACAUCUAACUUAAAAUGGUCGUCUGCAACUAUGAAGAUCGAUAACCCACACAUUACAUAUACCGCAAGGGUCCCAGUUGAUGUGCACGAAUACAAUCUCACCCAUUUGCAACCCUCCACAGAUUAUGAAGUCUGUCUCACGGUGUCCAAUAUCCAUCAGCAAACUCAGAAGUCUUGUGUAAAUGUUACUACAAAAAAUGCAGCAUUUGCCCUUGAUAUUACUGACCAAGAAACAAGCACAGCCCUGGCUGCAGUCAUGGGAUGCAUGUUUGCUGUUAUUAGUCUUGCCUCUGUUUCUGUAUACGUUGCAAAAAGGUUUAAAAGGAAAAACUAUCAUCAUUCAUUGAAAAAAUAUAUGCAAAAGACCUCUUCUAUUCCCUUGAAUGAACUCUAUCCUCCACUUAUUAAUCUCUGGGAAGGUGACUGUGAAAAAGAAAAGGAAGGCUUGGCAGAAACCAAGCCAACUCAAGUGGACACAUCCAGAAGCUAUUAUAUGUGGUAACUCAGAUGAUAUUUUGCUUCUGGUAGUAAGGAGCAC